AUGGGGUACUACAGUCCCCGCGGAGAGGAGGAGAGCCUGCUCGGACGCCGACGAGAUCAUGGUUCUAAGCAGCAACGGUCCCGAAAAUGGUCGGUAAUGACCAUGGCUGCGCUGUUGGGCAUGCUGUUCCUGUCGGCUCUGUAUUUCGUGCUGGGACCUGAGUACGAACCCUUGCAUUCCAUAACAGAGAUAUCCGGAGCGCAGUCUGACCUGCCGACUUCUGCCCCUCUUUCUAGGUCGAUGAGAACGUCGCGAAGUGGUGAAGCCUGCAAUACUGUCAACGGUGGUUAUCAAUGCAACCCUGAGAUCUCGCACCGUUGGGGUCAGUAUUCGCCUUAUUUCUCUCUUGCGGAGGAAUCUGCUAUCUCGGAUGAGGUACCGGAUGACUGUCGCAUCACCUUUGUCCAGGUGCUCUCCCGUCAUGGUGCUCGGUACCCGACGGCAUCGAAGAGUGCAAAGUAUGAAGCUCUCAUCGAUAAGAUUCAAGCGAAUGCCACGGCUUUCAAGGGCAAGAUGAAAUUCCUCCGCUCGUACAACUACACCCUUGGAAGCGAUGAUCUGACGCCGUUUGGCGAGCGUCAGAUGCUGGGAUCCGGACUGAAGUUCUACCAGCGCUAUGCGGAAUUGACCAGGCAAGCUGUGCCCUUCAUUCGUUCUUCCGAUUCAUCGCGGGUUGUGGAGUCAGGCAACAAGUUCAUCAAGGGCUUCCAACAGGCAAAGUCAAAAGACCAAGAAGCCAACCACCGACAGCCAGCCCCAAAAAUCAGCGUCGUAAUUUCUGAGGAGCCCGGCUUCAACAACAGUCUAAACCACAAUACUUGCACAGAUCUCGAGAACAGCGAGCUGGGCGACGGAGCUUCCGACGAGUUCACAUCCAUCUUCGCCCCAGCAAUCCGCACACGUCUCGAAGCCAACAUCCCAGGCGUCGAACUCUCCAACACAGAGGUUGUGUACCUAAUGGAUAUGUGUCCCUUCGACACAGUCUCCCAGACAACCAACGGAACAAAAAGCUCCCCAUUCUGCAACAUCUUCACAGAAGAAGAAUGGACCCAAUACAACUACCUCCAAUCACUAGACAAAUACUAUAGCUACGGAGCAGGCAACCCCCUGGGCCCAGCCCAAGGCAUCGGCUUCGCAAACGAGCUAAUCGCCCGUCUAACACGAUCCCCCGUCAACGAUGACACAAGCACAAACCACACCCUCGACGCACCAGGUGCAGCAACCUUUCCACUGAAUUACACUAUGUACGCAGACUUCACGCAUGACAACGGGAUGAUCCCCAUCUUCUUUGCGUUGGGAUUGUAUAAUGGCACGGCUACCCUCCCUCGCUCGCAUGUUCAGUCGCCUGCAAAGGCUGAUGGAUACUCUGCUGCUUGGACUGUGCCAUUCGCUGCGCGCACGUACAUCGAGAUGAUGCAGUGUCAUUCGGAUCCGAAUCCCGAGCCAUUCGUGCGGGCUCUUGUUAACGAUCGUGUUGUGCCAUUGCAUGGGUGUGAUGUGGAUGAGCUUGGGCGUUGUCGUCGGGGGGAUUUCGUGAAAGGGUUGACUUUUGCGCGCUCGUUUGGGAAUUGGGACCAGUGCUUUGUUUAG
This is a messenger RNA of Penicillium canescens, 1590 nucleotides long. RefSeq names its product histidine phosphatase family protein. The record is from RefSeq and is a predicted model, not a curated record. Gene Ontology annotation, molecular function: acid phosphatase activity. The transcript has a single exon. NCBI's taxonomy places the organism in Eukaryota, Fungi, Ascomycota, Eurotiomycetes, Eurotiales, Aspergillaceae. Bases 1 to 1590 code for a protein of 529 amino acids.